Yamadazyma tenuis ATCC 10573 is the source of this 2529-nucleotide messenger RNA. The record is from RefSeq and is a predicted model, not a curated record. Lineage: Eukaryota; Fungi; Ascomycota; Pichiomycetes; Serinales; Debaryomycetaceae.
AUGGAUAUCAAACUACCUACCGGCCUAUAUCGAAAACGGGCCAUUGUGGAGGAGCUGUCGCUGCUUCGAGACCUGGAGAUGUUUUCCAGUGUAUCGGGCUUUGGCCAGAACUUGUAUAUGGGUACCAGCACCGGUCAGCUUCUUCACUAUCAUCGAUUUGAUGAUAGUCCAGGUUUCCUCUUGAUUUCUCAACAGCACCUCAGAAAUAGCCCCAUUACACAGAUCCUCGUGGUGACCAAGAGCAACCGUGCUGUGGCCCUAUGUGGUGGAGUCUUGUACUUGUUUUCGCUCCCAGAGCUUUCACCACUUCAGUCUGGCAAACUUCGAGACGUGGAACAUAUUCUGCUUUUCCACCAGUCUGACAUUAUCAUGGUGGCAAAAGACAAGCUUCGAAUCAUCCGGUUCUUGGGGUCCGAGGUCAAGCUCGUUAAGGCUGUGAGCGAUAUCUCGGCCUCCAAGGCUGUUGGUCACUAUUCCAAUAAUCUUAUCACAUAUGCUACACUCCACGAAUACUCAAUAGUAAACCCAGAAGAUGGGAACCGGACCCCGUUGUUUGAGUAUGACACGGAAGGAAAAGUGGUACCCAACAUGGUAGCGUUCCAGCCACCGGAUACGGAAAAGGAAGAGAUUCUUCUAACCAUCAGGUCUGACACCAACACUUCGAUAGGUAUGUUCAUUUCUGCCACGGGAGAUCCUACGCGAGGAACUCUAUCGUGGAUUAAUAAGAGAUAUCCUAACGGUGGGAUUGCGGUGCAAUGGCCCUACGUAUUUGGGAUUUUUGAUGAUAAGUUCAUAGUUUCUUCGCUCGAAGACUUGAGUAUCAUAGCAGAGCAUGAAAUUGAGGGCACAUUGAUAAAUAUCCCUAACCCCGUGUCAGUGGAUAAUGAAGCAUAUUCAUUAAAGGGGGUGAGUGCCAUAAGCAUAGACUCCGACCUUGUUGUUUUUGAUGCCAAAGCAGUUUAUGUGGUGUACAAAGAAACAGCUGUGAAUUUGUUUUUAGAGGACUUGAUCAGCCUCAUCAAGGGACAGUCGCUGAGUAUCUCUCUUUUGGAAAAUGAGACAGACCCUCUCUACAAUGAGCUACUUUUUCUCUAUUUGGUGUUUAACAAGGAGUUUGCCAAAUUAGAAGCCUUUGCUGAUGCCACUUACCAAGAUCUCAUUAUUUGCCUAUACACGGGAGACGAAGGAAAACAUGCUUUCUACAGGGGAGUUGAAAGAGUGAUUGACGUGUUAAGACCACAUCUAGAUGAUCAUUUCCGUGCCUUUGCCUUUAAGAGCAUCCAACAAACGUAUCUAAAGUCCCACCAGCUUGAUUUACAGCUUAUCGCAUAUUCGAGCUUUGAUACUAGCACUGAAUUUAUUGACUUUGUGAAGAAGGACACAAAGUCGUGGAAUUCACCCACAGAUCAGUUGAAUCUGAUAAUAAGGGAUCUAGAGUCCAAGAAUCUCCAUACCGCUGUUCUUUAUCUGUAUAUUCUCCUAAAGGAGGAUGAAAAGAUCUGCUCAUUAUCAGUCAAGUUUUUGACUGGCGAAUAUACUGAUAGUCACCACUUCCAACUCACAAAUCUCAUUCUUGACAGUUUAGAUAAACUUGAAGACCCUAAGAUAUACCGGGAUGCAUUGCUUGAAGUGCUUCGGGUUGAUUCUAAAAGAGGCAUCUCGUAUAUAAAGAAACAUGUCAAUGGUAAGCACAAAAAGACCCAUAACGAAAUAAUCAGCCAGGUAAAUAACCUCGCGACAGACGAAGAUUAUGCUCAACUCAAGUUGGAAGUUAUCGAAAACAGCUACAGAGACAAAUCUGCUAGUGCUGAAGAACUUCUUGAGCAUCUUCUAGGAAUGUUGAAGUCUCCCAAUGAAGUGGCAGUCAACAAUUUCGGAAUCUUGUACCAAACUUACCUUAUUGAAAACACAUUUGGUACACAUAAACCAAUAAGUAGCUGGGUGGGCUUCUUGCAAUCAAUUAUGGACACCACGGAGUGCCGUAAUUUCAUUGAAAUAUACCUUAAAACGUUCGAGAUCUUGAACUUUACUGGAACUUCACAUCUAUCUGAACUUGAGUUUGUUGGAGACAACUCGAUCUAUGACUUCUUCCGAUGCUGUUUCACUGAUGACGACAAGGUGUCUGGAUUACUUGAUUUCAGAGACUACUUUUCAGCCGAGUUCUAUUGUAUCUAUGGUAAACCUCCAUACCCUCCUCACAAGUACUACGUGUGUGAAGACCUCAAACCAAUUGAUGGGUACAAACACCUUCUUCAGAAGGUGUUCCACACAUAUAAAACCAACGAAAAUAAUCAAGCUAUCAGGCAUUUCAUCAACACUUAUGGUGGCAUUUACACCCCGGGAGAGAUUAUCGACAUGCUACCAUCAAAUCUCUCUCUUGCAUACGUUCAAGACUAUUUCAUUAAUGUGCUUACUCGGUUGGAAGGUCAGCAUCGCAGCUUAGUGAUCAAGAAAUUGUUCAGUAAGUUGGAUGCAAAAUCCAGCAACCUCCUAUUUACAGAUUUGGCUACUAACAAUAACCUUACAUAA